AUGGCUCAGUCUGGACCCUCAUCAACACGGGCCCCAGGUAAUGGCGAUAGCGCCGCUGCCCCUGGUAGCCGCCGAAAGAAGGUCUAUGAAUAUUUCAGAGCCGCAAAUGAGCUGCGCCAGGCUUAUACCUCACAAUGGGCUGGGCAAAGGAAUGAGCACGACGAGGAUUACUACAAUACGCCCGGUGCGUUUCCAGACGUUGAGAUUGCACGGUCCGGCGACGAAGAGAUGGUGGUAUUUCCCAGCUAUGCUAGAAAAUUGUCACCAAAGAAGGGCGCCGACGCUAGCACACGUCCGCGACGUGACUCGUUAUCUGAAACUAUCGAUGAAUACCGGGGUGUGAACGAUGACGAUGGCCAGCUUUCUCCAUCCGCUUGGGAUGCAACGGAUAGUGAGGAUGCAGUUGUUGCUGUCGACGUGCGUGGCUGGAUCUACGCUCCUGGUCGGGGACCGAUGAGCCGGAAGCACCGAUUGAUGAUCGCCCUGGCCAGGAAGUUGAGUGGGAUUCCAGCACCUACCGGAUCAACAAAUGAUAGCGACGACAAGAUUCCGGGGAAAGGCGACGACGAAAUCAUCGACAAAGAGAUACAAACAUUGGUCGCCACCGCCGAGGAGGAAGGAGACCCGGCAUGGAAGGGCUCGAAAGAAGACCGGACACAACAACUACCUGCAUCAUUGAGUAAAGAUGAAUUGUCCGUGGCGAAUUCCCACCUAAUGGAAAGACUUCGUCCUUUCCUGACAAACCCUGUCGGGAACAUGCCAGUCACUGUUUUCUUCUUCAACGAUGAUGAGAGCAAGUCUCGGAACGUCGCGACAGAUGAAUCGGGUCAUUUCUCCCUUCGCGCAACACUUCCAUUUGUGCCAACCCACAUUCGGGUGCUGGCCUCUGAGGACCUCUCUGCCGCAAGGCCGAUUGAGAUUAUUGAUCCCGUUGGGAUCAGUUUGAUCAGUGAUAUCGAUGAUACAGUGAAGCACUCGGCUAUUGCCGGUGGAGCGAAAGAGAUGUUCCGGAACACCUUCAUUCGUGAGUUGGAUGAACUUACAGUUGAAGGUGUCAGCGACUGGUACACGAAACUAGCCAAGGAGGGUGUUCAAAUCCACUAUGUGUCGAAUGCUCCCUGGCAGCUUUACCCCCUUCUUGAGCGUUACUUCAAGAUGGUGGGAUUGCCUCCAGGCUCCUUCCAUCUCAAACGUUACUCGGGAAUGCUCCAAGGAAUCUUUGAGCCCACCGCGGAGAGAAAGCGUGGAGCAUUGGAACAGAUCCUGCGAGACUUCCCUGAACGCAAGUUCAUCCUAGUCGGUGACAGUGGCGAAGCUGAUCUGGAGGUCUACACGGAGAUUGUAUUGGCCAACCCUGGCCGGAUCCUAGGUAUCUUCAUUCGCGAUGUUACCACGACAGAGAACCACAAGUUCUUCGACAAAUCUGUCGGCCAUCUCGAUCCCUCUAAGCGCAGUCGCAGUUCGCCGAAUAUAGUGGACCUCCCAGAUGCCGCUCACAACAGACCGGCGCUACCACCUCGAAGUGGUACCACUGUUGAAUCAACAGUGCCCGUCGCAAAUCACGAACCAGACCCCAGAGAUCUCGACCUUGAAGACUUGAUUGAUCUCACAGAACUCAUCAUCGAUGACCAACCACCCCCAGCAGGGCUUACCCAUCCCGCGACACCCAGGCCGCGCCCGGCCAAACCAAAUAAACCAUCUGCGCUACGCAUGGUUUCUACGCCUGCCGAUCUGGCCAAGAGUUCCCAAUCCCCUUUGCGUCAGGCCGCUACACCUUCGAAUGCAUCGGAGACUGAGACCAAGCCGACGCCACAAGAGCCUCCCAAGCGCAAGCCAGUUCCUCCAGUGCCACCCAAGCGGGGCUCUGCACCCAAGACAGAAUCAUUGAUUGAUGCAGACCCUUCACCGUCAGUCUCUUCGAGCAGCACUGCGUCAUCGGCGAACGGACUACCGUCUUCGUGGCUCAAAGGACUUGAUGAGGGGUCUACAGGGGCUCAGAAUCAGUCACAAGCUGCUCGCGUCAAGCCAACACCUCCCCCGCCCCCUCCACGUCGUGCGAAUAAUGGGUCACCAUCAGCCAGUUCGAAUUCCAGCGCACCAGCCACGCCUCCUCGGGUUCCGGCUCCGGCUCCGGCUCCGGCUCCUGCCAGUGGCAUACAAUCGUACCCCGCUGCUGCUGCCCAGGCCGCAUACCAAGGAUUCCAAUACGCAACCGACCGACUCAAUCUAUCCGGAUCGUCCUCGGGGCUGAGAAGCUCUUCAUCCAAUCAAUCCCUUGGAAGGGUCAGUACCGAACCAGGCGUGCCGCCCGCACCGCUUCCAAACAAGCGUGAGGAACUAUGGCGACGUCGGUGGGAUCGUGCAAGUGAGGUGCUUGAGCAGCAUGGAGUCGUGCUGGGCAGUUGGCGGGUCGGAAACGAUGCGCAGCCUGUCUGUGCGUGGUUGAUCAAGGAAGCAAUGAAAGAUGCCAAGGCUGGAAAUCGGGGAGAUAACUAA
Penicillium bovifimosum is the source of this 2496-nucleotide messenger RNA. RefSeq names its product phosphatidate phosphatase App1 family protein. Gene Ontology annotation, cellular component: actin cortical patch. Gene Ontology annotation, molecular function: phosphatidate phosphatase activity. The record is from RefSeq and is a predicted model, not a curated record. The transcript has a single exon. The coding region runs from base 1 to 2496 and encodes 831 amino acids. NCBI's taxonomy places the organism in Eukaryota, Fungi, Ascomycota, Eurotiomycetes, Eurotiales, Aspergillaceae.